CGGGGCGGGACUUCUGGCUUAUCGUCAUCCUGGUCUGCUUCUCGUUGAUUCUUUCACUCGGUCAGAGGUUCUGGAGCUCCGGGUUUGGAUUGUGGUAACGGGACCAGAGAAAGGGCGGGAGGAGGCGCUGUCCCCGCCUCACAUCUUUGGGUCCACAGCUCGGCGACGCCGCCCGGGCUGCUCCGCACGUGGGCUCGGACAGGGAUCUCCAGCCCCGGUGUCCGCCGUACCUCCUCCCCCCCCCCACCGGCCCCGAGUCCAAUGGCGGCAGCCGCGCCCAGGGCUCCAGCGCAGGGUGGCAUGACCUUUGAGGAUGUUGCUGUGUAUUUCUCCCAGGAGGAGUGGGAUCUCCUUGAUGAGGCUCAGAGACUCCUGUACCACGAUGUAAUGCUGGAGAACUUUGUACUUAUAUCCUCACUAGGUUGCUGCUGUGGAGUAGAGGAUGCAGAGGCAAUCUUUGAACAAAGCAUUUCUGUAGGUGUGUCACAGCCUUGGACUCAGAAGGAACCUCGGUCUCCCCAGAAGACCUACCCCUGUGAGAUGUGUAGUUCAGUCUUGAGAAAUAUUUUCCACUUGGUUGGGCACCAGGGAAAACAAAAGAGUCAGAAAAUUUUCAAAUAUGGGACAUGUGUGAAACAAAUUUAUUCCAGUGCAGACCUUCAGCAGCAUGAGAAGCAGCAGGUGGGAGAAAAACCCUUUGUAAGCAGUGUGGACAGGGCAUCAUUUGUGAAGAGCAGCAAUUUCCAUGAUUCAGGAAAGUCCUUCACCUGUGAGGUAGUUGAAGAGGACCUCUUGGCCCCCUCAGAACAUCUCGAACACCAGUCCACUCAUACUGGGGAGAAUAAAAUCACUGAGUCUGGGGUGUCUUCUCAAAGCUUAAAACAUCAUAACACCUGGGAAGAAUGCAGGAAACCCUUUGGUCCCAAACACACACUUGGUCAGGACGAGGGUGUCCACACUGGAAGACAGUGUUUUGUGUGCCCUGAAUGUGGAAAAACAUUCAGGUACAAGUCCUCACUUAUAAUUCAUCAGAGGGUCCACAAUGGUGAUAGGCUUCAUGUGUGUAGUGACUGUGGAAAAUCCUUUAGGGGAAGCUCAACCCUUAGUCAACAUCGAAGAAUUCAUACUGGGCCAAGGCAGUACAAAUGCAGCAAAUGUGGGAAAUCCUUUAGCCAAAAAUUUGUCCUCAUUUAUCCUCAGAGAAAUCACACUGAAGAAAAUUGUUACGUGUGCCGUAUAUGUGCUCAGUCUUUUAGCCAGAACUCCAUCCUUAUUCGACAACGUACAAUUCACACUGGAGAAGUGAGUUAUGAGUGUACUGAAUGUGAGAAAUCUUUUAGACGAAAAUCUGAUCUUAUUGAACAUUGGAGAGUACAUACAGGAGAAAGGCCUUAUGAGUGUAGUGAAUGUGGAAAAUCUUUUACUUCUAGCUCUGCACUCCGUUAUCAUCAGAGAAUUCACACUGGAGAAAAACCUUAUAAGUGUAGUGAAUGUGGGAAGUCUUUUACGUCUAGUUCUGGCCUCCGUUAUCAUCAAAGAAUUCAUACAGGAGAGAGACCAUAUGAGUGUAAUGAUUGUGGGAAAUCUUUUACCCAAAUAAAUCACCUCAUCAUACACCGAAGAGUUCAUACUGGAGAAAGGCCUUAUGAAUGUAGUGAAUGUGGAAAAUCUUUUAGCCACAAAUCUUACCUCUCUCAACACCAGAGAGUUCACACCGGAGAAAGGCCCUAUGAAUGUAGUGAAUGUGGAAAAUCUUUUACCUCUGGCUCUGCCCUCUGUUAUCAUCAGAGAGUUCACACUGGAGAAAAACCUUAUGAGUGUAGUGAAUGUGGGAAAUCUUUUACCAAUGGACCAAUACUUAUUCGACACCGUAGAGUUCACACAGGAGAAAGACCUUAUGAGUGCAGUGAAUGUGGGAAAUCCUUUACCCAAAGAAAUCACCUCAAUAUACACCAGAGAGUUCACACAGGAGAAAGGCCUUAUGAGUGCAAUGAAUGUGGAAAAUCAUUUACAUCUGGCUCUGCCCUCCGUUAUCAUCAGAAGGUUCACAUUGGAGAAAGGCCUUACGAGUGCAGAGAAUGUGAGAAGUCUUUUACUUCUACCUCUGCCCUCCGUUGUCAUCAGAGAGUUCACACAGGAGAAAGGCCUUUUGACUGCAGUGAAUGUGGGAAAUCUUUUAGGGAUAGUUCCCAGUUGAAUCAACACCAGAGAGUUCACACUGGAGAAAAGCCUUAUGAGUGUAGUGAUUGUGGGAGAUCAUUUAGUCAAAAUUCAUACCUCUCUAAACACCGGAGAGUUCACACUGGAGAAAGGCCUUAUGAGUGCAGUGAAUGUGGGAAAUCUUUUACUUCUGUCUCUGCCCUUGGUUAUCAUCAGAGAGUUCACACUGGAGAAAGGCCUUACGAGUGUAGUGAAUGUGGGAAAUCUUUUACCAAUAGCUCUAUACUGAUUCGACAUCGCAGAGUUCACACAGGAGAAAGGCCUCAUGAGUGCAGUGAAUGUGGAAAAUCCUUUACCCAAAGAAUUCAUCUCAUUAUUCACCGGAGAGUUCACACAGGAGAAAGGCCUUUUGAAUGCAAUGAGUGUGGGAAAUCUUUUACCUCUCGUUCCACCCUACAUUAUCAUCAAAGAGUUCACACAGGAGAGAGGCCUUAUGACUGCAGUGAAUGUGGGAAAUCUUUUAGUCGAAAAUCUAAUCUUUCUCAGCAUCGGAGAGUUCACACUGGAGAAAGGCCUUAGAUGCAUAGGAAUGGAGUUUCCUUCUUCAGAGUAAUGAUACCAGAGGAAACUCUGUGAGGCACCAUUUGUCUGAAUUCAAUCUACUACAUCCAAAUGCCAAUAGUAAGGAGAUUUCCCUUAAGUUUCAGUUAUGUGGGAAGCAUUGUGGCUAUGUUGCAUUUUCUAAACUGCCUAGGGCUCUUUCCAGAUUUACAUUACUGCCAGUCUUUGGCCAAAGCAAUGUACUUCUACCAUUUGGCAUGUCUCCACAACAUGCAUCAGUCAUCACCCCAUUGUGCUCAGGGAAGAUGACCUCUGCUUUCAUUUGUUGAAGGAAAUUAGGAGUAACCUGAGUCCUUAGGGGGACCCACAUUUCCUUUUUUCUGACUAACUGGCAUGGACCUGACCCAUACUGUCCUAGAGAACCACCAUAUUGUCCUAGGACCACCGUUUGCAGGGACAUGGUCUCCAGAGAUAUGUGUGAUUAAUUUUCCAGCUUCCAAGUCACUAACUCAAAAACUGCUAGCCCCUAUUGGUUUGGUUUGUAUAGUAACAAGUCCUUAUUGUUUAAGUCCUCUUUAAUUUUGGGUGUUCUCUUUACCAUGUAUGUGGUUUAUUAAACAUUUUGAGGUCUACAAGAAUGCAGGAGUAAACAACUUUCAUUGGGGAGGAGGGUCUCAAACUUUCGUAUCUCAAGGUGUCAAUAUGGUGGCAGAAAUUAGCUUACCAGUUUUUGCUAAAUUUGUAUUCCCUGUGGCUUCCUAGGGAAAACUGCAGGGUUUUCUGGUCCUGAUUUGAGACCGGAUGCAAUGAGUUUUGGGAGUCUCCGAGGUCACCCCCAGGAGAUCAGGUGUGAGAACCUCAGUUCCUUCUAGGAGCAGCAUGAAAGUUUUUCCCUUGUUCACAGAGGAUAUCAUAGAGGACGCCAGCACUGUUGAGGGGAACUUCUUCCCCAGGUCCUGCAAAGAGCCAUUUGCCCUGAUGUCCGCAUUUCUGUAGGUGAUGGUCACUGGUUGUAAGGCCAUAAGGGUCAGGGGGAAACCAGAACUACUGCAGAAACACUGGCUUAAUAGUGGAGGGGACUACAGCCAAUUAUAUGGAAUGUGCCUCUUCUAAAAGUGCACACAGAAAUACUUCUGCAGUGAGGACUGCAGAGCUGGUGUGUGCACAAAUCUGUGGACCUCCAGGUAUAUCUAUUUUGUGUAGCUUAUGUCAUCAUUGGAAAGAAUUGAAAGGUAUUUUGGAUUCCUGUAGCCUAGUGAUGUUCACCUCAAGACCAUUGCUGCACAGGGAGGAAAACAGAUCGAGAAAGCAGGGAUCUGUAGUCCAGGGAUGCGGCUUUCGUGACCCAGUCAGCAGUCUUUUUGGCUGUAGUGGAAAGUCUUUAAUUGCUAUAUUUUCUUUCACUGAGCAAAACUGGCCUCCACAAUGCAAAAAUGUGUGGUGAAUGUAGGGUUGCAAAACCUAUUUUCCAAAAAGAGUUGGACAGAUUUUUAAUCUUGAAUCAUUUUUUAAAGCUUUAUUAAAGUAUAAUUUACAUGUAAUAAAUUGUACAUAUUGGAAAUGUAGUCUUCAGUAAGUUUUGACCUACUGAUGACCCUGAAACAUCAUAGUCAUGAUAGUGAGCAUAUGUGUCAUUGCAUAUUUACCUCAUGUUCUUAGUAAUUUCUCUACCUGUCUCCCCAGUCCUCUGAGUCACCAUUGACUUACUUUCCAUUGUAAUAGAAAACUCUUAUUUUCUAUGAUUUAUAUAAUAGGAGUCUGAACUAUUUCCUUCCUGUUUUUAUGUUGCAUAAAUAAUUGUAGAAUCAUCAGUGAUAUAUAAGUAGCUUGUUUUGUGUUUGGUGGUUUGUGGUUUUUGUUUUGUUUUUUUGCUGAGAAAUAUUCUUGUUUUUGAGUAUAACACUAUUAGUUUACCCAUUAAUUUGUUAAUGGACAUUUGGGUAUUUCUAAUUUUUGCCUAUGGAAAAUAAAGAUACAAACAUUUGUGUGUAAUUAUUUAUAUGGACAUGUGUUUCACUUAAUCUUUUGUCAAUAACUCAGUGGAAAGUCUGAGUCAUAGAGUAGAUCAGUGUUUAACUUAAAUUAGUAAAUUGUGAUCUAAACGAUUAUACCUUUUUGCAUUCUCACCAGCAGUGUAUGAGAGUUGCAUUUCCUGCAUAUCCUAGUGAGUGGUUUAGUUUGAUCAGUUGUUCUUAAUUUUGACCCUUUUUAUAAAUGUGUAGUGCUGUCUUAGUGUUUGAACUGCAUUUCUGUAAGGAGUCACCGUGACUAUUUCAGAUGUGCAUUUGCUAUCUAUAUUUUUGCUAAAAUGUCUGUUCAUAUUUUCUGCCUAUUCUAUGAAUUGUGAGUAUUCUUUUACAAAAGAAUGUGAAACAAAGAUAUGUUGGAAUUUCACUCAUUUUGUGACUUUUUUAACUUUUUGGAGUCCUUUUUAAUAUUGGAAGUGUAUGUUCUCAUUGUUUUCAGUUUUUUUAUGCUAUGUAUAACGUAAUGGACAUAUAUAUACUUUUAAUUUUAAUCUGCAUUAUUGACAUUUUUGCUUUUAAAGUCCAGACAUUUAAAAAUACAAUAAACCGUUGCUUUGUAGUGUUCA
This is a messenger RNA of Canis lupus familiaris (dog), 5314 nucleotides long. RefSeq names its product zinc finger protein 345-like. The transcript is spliced from 3 exons. The record is from RefSeq and is a predicted model, not a curated record. Lineage: Eukaryota; Metazoa; Chordata; Mammalia; Carnivora; Canidae. Gene Ontology annotation, biological process: regulation of DNA-templated transcription. Gene Ontology annotation, cellular component: nucleus. The coding region runs from base 262 to 2739 and encodes 825 amino acids.